AUGAACCUCUCGCUCGUUGAUCCUUUCAUUCUGGCGCAGGAGUACCCAGAUACCCUGACAGAAAAGCUGAGUAGUGGCCAUGCAACAUGUCUGCGAUUCAAUCACUCGGGAGAUUACCUAGCAUCCGGACGAGUGGAUGGCACAGUGGUCAUAUUUGACAUUGAAACAAACGGGGUAGCGCGCAAACUGCAGGGUCACACCCGCCAGAUUCAGUCUCUCAGCUGGUCAAGGGAUGGACGAUAUCUCCUCACCUCCUCACAAGACUGGAAGUGCAUCCUAUGGGACCUCGAGGAUGGCUCACGUGUGCGCACUGUCCGAUUCGAAGCACCCAUCUACAUUGCCGAGCUACACCCAUUCAACCAUCUACUAUUCGUCGCAUCUCUGUUUGAAGACCAACCUGUACUCGUGGACGUGUCCUCGCCUAAACCGAUCAAGCGCAUCCUCCCUUCAGCACCCCUUCGGCCACAACCCACGAACGGCGAAGAAGUCGAUCCGGCGGUAGCAGCAAAGCAGGCCGCACAAGAUGCAAAGCACUCGACAUGCGUCACAAUCUUCACAGCCUUUGGGAACCAUAUCAUUGCGGGCUCGUCCAAGGGAUGGAUCAACAUCAUCGAGACGGAGACUUGCACUACAAUCCACUCCAUGCGGCUCUGCAACGGAGUGGUGAUUCUCAUGCGUCUCGCCAGCAAUGGUCGAGACCUUCUCGUCAACAGUUCAGAUCGCGUGAUCCGAACGGUGCUGAUGCCGGACCUGUCUCAGCUCGGAAUUGAUCUCGAGCCGUCAAACAUCAAGCUCCAAGUGGAACAUAAGUUCCAAGACGUAGUCAACCGCCUCAGCUGGAACCACGUCACCUUCUCAUCGACAGGCGAGUUCGUCACCGCCACGACCUUUAUGAACCCCGACAUCUACGUCUGGGAACGCAGCCACGGAUCCUUAGUCAAGAUCCUCGAAGGCCCACGCGAAGAGCUCGGCGUGGUCGAGUGGCACCCGUCGCGGCCGAUGGUCGUAGCCUGCGGCCUGGAGUCCGGGUGCGUGUACACGUGGUCGAUCGUCAGCCCACAGAAGUGGUCCGCGCUGGCCCCGGAUUUCGGCGAGGUCGAAGAGAAUGUCGAGUACAUGGAGCGCGAGGACGAGUUCGACGUCCACCCCGCUGAGCAGGUCCAUCAGCGCCGUCUCGACCAAGAGGACGAGGAGCCCGACGCCGUGACCCACGACACGCUUAAAAGCGCGACGGACCCCGACGUCGCCGAUGGCUUCGGCGUGCCUGUUCUGUUGGAUAUCUCUGACAGCGAAAGCGGCGAGGAUAUCGUCACUGUUGGCCCCGGUACCAUGCGCCGCCGCACUCCCGGCGGUGGUCGUGAUGCUGUCAACGGCGAUACUGAGAAAGACACCCGCUCUGCUGCGAAUGGCGUCUCCCGUGGUUCGGGAAGGACUCGCCGUCGAUAA
Penicillium alfredii is the source of this 1446-nucleotide messenger RNA. Its product is annotated as Set1-mediated histone H3-K4 methylation subunit Swd1. Gene Ontology annotation, cellular component: Set1C/COMPASS complex. The coding region runs from base 1 to 1446 and encodes 481 amino acids. The record is from RefSeq and is a predicted model, not a curated record. Lineage: Eukaryota; Fungi; Ascomycota; Eurotiomycetes; Eurotiales; Aspergillaceae. Gene Ontology annotation, molecular function: protein binding. The transcript is spliced from 5 exons.